Messenger RNA from Dermacentor andersoni, 3218 nucleotides. RefSeq names its product ipis-1-like. Gene Ontology annotation, molecular function: serine-type endopeptidase inhibitor activity. Lineage: Eukaryota; Metazoa; Arthropoda; Arachnida; Ixodida; Ixodidae. The record is from RefSeq and is a predicted model, not a curated record.
GGAGCGAUGUUCAGGUCAGAAACCUAGCCUCUGGGGAAGGUGAAACAAGCCAUCGAUCCUGCGCGUCUUUCCCAGUUCCCUAGUUUCCUUAGUCUCCGUACCUAGACUGCCUAGACCUGCUGUAUCGCGUCUCGUGCUUUGCCGCGCGCGUACGCCCCACUUUCUACGCCACUGCGCGCCAACCGGAGCGGAAUUACGGCUGGGGCAGGCAGACAGAGGCAGCUUUAGUUUAACUGUUUGUAACAACGAGCACCAUGACUGCAGACCUAUCCCAUGCUGUGCUGGCUUUCGGUGUUGACCUCUACAAACAGCUCACCGUUAACGCAGGCAGAAAUGCCAGGAAUAUCGUCGCCUCACCAUUCAGCAUCGCAACCUCCUUGUCUAUGACUUUAGCAGGAGCCAGGGGACAUACCGCAGAUGAAAUUGCAAACUCCCUCCACACCAAAAAUUCUGAAGAUAUCCACAGCCACUUCUGCAACUUCCUCACUCAGCUCUUGGGCUGUGCACCCGAAGUGACACUCCAAAUUGCAAACCGUCUCUACUGCGAGAAGGCAUUUAAUGUGCUUGAGGAGCACACUAGCAUGCUGAAGAAGUUCUACGGUAGUGCUGUCAUACCCACUAACUUCAAGACAGAACCUGAAGAGGCAAGACUCGCCAUUAAUGCGUGGGUCGAGGAGGCCACAAAAUCAAAGAUCAAAGACGUUCUUCCAGGGAGCAUAAUUGACUCUGAUACGGUGCUUGUCCUAGUCAAUGCCAUUUACUUCAAAGGUAUAUGGAAAAACCAGUUUGACACCUUGGCCACAUCCCCAGGCAACUUUCACGUGUCCAAGGGCAAGGUCAAGAUGGUGGACAUGAUGCACAAUGAGGCACGGUAUCGAGUGUCCAAGUGUGAUGACCUCAAGGCAGGCGCCAUCGAGCUUCCAUACAAGGGUGGCAAGGCAUCCAUGUUGAUACUGCUUCCAGAUGAUGUGGAAGGGCUGGCAGACCUGGAGGCUUCAUUGACUGCAACAAAGCUGGAAGACGUCAUGGCUGCAUUCCAAGGCCCUGCGAAGUCUGCCAACCUCAGCUUGCCGCGGUUCAAGGUCGAGCAAGCCACAGACUUGAAGACGACCUUGCACUGCAUGGGAAUCAAGGACCUUUUCUCAGAUGGUGCAGACCUCUCUGGGAUAAAUGGAAAGAAGGAGUUAGUGAUUUCAGCGGCCAUUCACAAGGCCUUUGUUGAGGUCAGUGAGGAAGGCACUGAAGCGGCAGCUGCGACCAUCAUGGCCGCAAGCAAUAGUUGUGCCAGGUUUGCGACCAACUUCAUCGUGGAUCACCCAUUCAUGUUCCUGAUUAGGUGGCAUGACCCCAGUAUUAUUCUGUUCAUGGGAUCUGUGCGUGACAUUAUUACUUAAGCGUAUUAACAGCUACCUUAACAAAUUUAGCUUGUUGAAACUUUGUCAAUUUGUUUUUUUGUUCAGGAAGAUCGACUAACUUGGCUUUGCUAACAAUAACCGAUUAUAUCAGCCAUUCACUUGAUCUCAGUUACUUUGUUAGCUCGGUUUUCUUAGACGUUACUAAAACUUUUGAUACAAUACACCAUAAUAUUUCGUUUAUCAAUCUCCUGUCUAUCGGAAUAACUGGUCCAGCACUAAAUCUUAAAGACCUACCUGUUUAGUUGCAAACUGACACUGUCUGCAGGUGGGGCUUUUUCUGAAAGUAAAAUUAUUAACCAAGGAGUGCCCCAGGGCUCUAUUUCAGCUCCACUGUUAUUGUGCAUAUAUAUGAAUGAUUUACAUGACUGCCUCAAUUAUACACUACCUAUACUACAUUCAGAUGAUACAAUUGCUUCCCCCCUUAGGUAAAUCAUUACUUUAAUCAAUUAUGAAGCUAAAUAAUGACCUGCCUAAGAUUGAUGAAUGGUGCGAUGCUAAUUUUCAAAUUGUAAAUGCAAGAAAAUUCAAUUCAUGAUAUUCAGGUCAUCACAGAAAUCAUUUCCCUGCUCUCCAGCAACAAUCAUCAAUAACCCAUGAUUCCCCAUUUUCACCAGAGCGCUCUAUGACUUGGCACUACGUGGUGGAAGGAGCAUAGCAAUGAGGGUGCAUGUGAAAAUAUUGGGGGGUCGGCCGCCUCCUCCCGACCCCCAUUAGAGCUCCCCCUGUCGUAGCCUACAGGAUCAUCUUUCAUUAUAGGAUACGAGUCCUGGGACAUUUGUCUGACCUAUUUAAAACCCUUAGUUCAAUUACAGAAACAAGCUCUUAGAAUUACUAUGCACUCGAAAUACAUGCACCUUAGCAGACCUCUAAUUCAGGCUUCCCACAUUUUACCCAUAAAAUCAAUAUACAUGCUACAUGUAGCUUGUACAAAUCAUUAUAUACAGAAGGUUAUUACCCUCUAUCGAACAGUGUCUUUACAACACCCAAAAGGAACACAAGGGCUGUCAAAGAAAAUAAGUUUGACUUACCUAUUUGCCAAAAUAAUGACGGUGAAAGACUACUAUAAUUUAGUGGCACUAUUAUGUGGAAUGAAAUUGCCAAUAAUGCCAAGUAAGAGUGUUGUGCAAAUCAUUCAGGUGUUAUUAGAAGUAAAAAGAUAUUUCACGUGUUUGACAAAAAUGCAAAUUAGCAUUUUCACUUAUUUAGUGUAUCUUCCUAAUAUUUCAGCUCGGGUGACAAGCCUGAGCCAGUGUUAUUUUCAGGGGUUGUCUCCAUAUUUUUGCUUUCAUAUAUUGAUAUGUAAAUCCCUCUUGUCGUUGAAUUUGUGUGCCUAUUUUGCUAUGAACCCUCUACUAGCCCUGUGGCUAUGGGUCCAGACACUUGUAUGCUUUCAUUUUGUGCGCAUAUAUACGUACAUUAAAAAAAAAGACAUGUAUGAGCAUUAUUCAUGGUGCUUGUCUUGGCCUAUUCCAUGUGCCUUCAUAAAAUUUAUUUGCGCUCAGUUUUCCAGUCAACAUGGCCACGGCCUGCAGUUUAAAAUAUGUUUCACAUCCACUGCCAUGGGUGCGAGUGGCAUUGCCUAACAUUCCCACGGCUAUAUUUCAUACAUGUACAGAAAUAAUGAAGAAAGUGGACAGGAAGACAGCGGCCACGUUAGCUCAAUAGUACGGCAUUGCAUAUGUAAUGUGGAAGAUGUAGAUUUGUUUGCCACCUGUGGUGUGUUGUCUUUUUGUGCACCUUCCAUUUCCUUUUUUUUUUUCUUGUUUCUACAGCUCAAUUAAAGAGAACAGUUAAUUUCCCCUA